Messenger RNA from Tripterygium wilfordii, 3479 nucleotides. Its product is annotated as alpha,alpha-trehalose-phosphate synthase [UDP-forming] 1-like. Gene Ontology annotation, cellular component: cytosol. Gene Ontology annotation, molecular function: alpha,alpha-trehalose-phosphate synthase (UDP-forming) activity. Gene Ontology annotation, biological process: trehalose biosynthetic process. The transcript has 18 exons. NCBI's taxonomy places the organism in Eukaryota, Viridiplantae, Streptophyta, Magnoliopsida, Celastrales, Celastraceae. The coding region runs from base 349 to 3153 and encodes 934 amino acids. The record is from RefSeq and is a predicted model, not a curated record.
GCUUUUCAAAAAGUAGGAUCUUUUUUUGGUUUCAUCUGCAUGGCUGUAAGGCUUUUUGUGUACCUGCAAGGCUUUUUGUGUACCCUAUAAAGCUUACACGAGGAUUUUGCUGCUCCCUCACCUUCUCUUUCUCUUUAUGACAAUCCUCUGCCUUUCCAAUUCUGGAGAAUUACCUAGUUCUCCCUCUCCCAACAUGCCGCUUCUUAACGCUAAAACCAGUCUCUUAAACGGCCAGAAUCUUGGCUUGAUGUCGACUGUUUGGUACCGAUUCUCUGGUGUCUCUUAAGUUCUUCUGAAGAAGCCUCGAACUCAUAAAUUGACAUUGGAGAUCAGUUUUAGAGCGAGCGUAUGCCUACAAACAAGUACAACGGCAAUUCAACUCAUUUCCCUAGUCGUGUUGAGCGGCUCUUGAGAGAAAGAAAGCUAAGGAAGAGCAGUAGAGACACACAUCCAAAUGAGGUGACUGAUAAUCACAAGGGCAAUGAAGUAUAUGAAAACGACCUGCAAUCUAGAGAAGACGAUAACUUGCCAAAUUCAUAUAUUGAAAAAUUCUUGGACGGGGCUGUGGCUGCAAGGGCACUUUCCGAAGUAUGUGAGAAGGAAGACAGUAGACCUUCCAGGCAACGACUUUUGGUUGUGGCUAAUAGGCUGCCUGUAUCUGCAGUUCGGAGAGGUGAAGAUGCAUGGUCUCUAGAGAUAAGUGGAGGGGGUCUAGUAAGCGCUCUUCUGGGUGUGAAGGACUUUGAGGCAAGAUGGAUAGGGUGGGCGGGUGUUAAUGUGCCAGAUGAGAUUGGGCAGAAGGCACUUACAAAAGCUUUGGCCGAGAAGAGAUGUAUCCCUGUAUUUCUUGAUGAAGAGAUUGUUCAUCAGUAUUAUAAUGGCUAUUGCAACAAUAUCUUGUGGCCUCUUUUUCAUUACCUUGGACUUCCGCAAGAAGACCGCCUUGCCACCACCAGAAGUUUCCAGUCUCAGUUUGAAGCAUAUAAGAAGGCGAAUCAAAUGUUUGCGGAUGUGGUAAAUAAACACUAUGAAGAAGGGGAUGUUGUCUGGUGCCAUGACUACCAUCUUAUGUUCCUACCAGAAUGCCUGAAGGAAUACAACAACAAAAUGAAAGUGGGGUGGUUUCUCCAUACACCUUUUCCUUCUUCUGAAAUUCACAGGACACUGCCAUCUCGGUCAGAGCUGCUUCGCUCUGUUCUUGCUGCAGAUUUAGUUGGAUUUCACACUUACGACUAUGCAAGACAUUUUGUAAGUGCUUGUACUCGUAUUCUUGGACUUGAGGGCACCCCUGAAGGAGUUGAGGACCAAGGAAGGCUGACUCGAGUAGCUGCGUUUCCUAUUGGAAUAGACUCAGCUCGGUUCAUAAGUGCACUUGAGCUUCCUCAGGUUAAGGAACACAUCAGAGAAUUAAAAGAGAGAUUUGCUGGACGCAAGGUGAUGCUAGGUGUUGAUCGGCUUGACAUGAUUAAAGGAAUUCCUCAAAAGAUACUGGCUUUUGAGAAAUUUCUUGAGGAAAAUCUUACCUGGCGUGAUAAGGUGGUUUUGUUGCAAAUUGCAGUGCCUACAAGGACUGAUGUUCCUGAGUAUCAAAAACUUACAAGCCAAGUCCAUGAAAUUGUUGGGCGCAUUAAUGGCAGAUUUGGAACAUUGACUGCUGUUCCAAUACAUCACCUGGAUCGCUCCCUCGAUUUCCAUGCAUUGUGUGCGCUCUAUGCUGUUACUGAUGUAGCACUUGUUACUUCUUUGCGGGAUGGAAUGAAUCUUGUAAGUUAUGAGUUUGUGGCGUGCCAAGACUCGAAGAAAGGGGUUCUCAUUCUUAGCGAGUUUGCCGGCGCAGCACAGUCUCUGGGUGCUGGAGCAAUUCUGGUGAACCCUUGGAAUAUUACAGAGGUCGCUGCUUCAAUUGGUCUGGCUCUGAAUAUGUCAGCCGAGGAAAGAGAGAAGCGACAUCGGCAUAAUUUUGAUCAUGUGAAAAGCCAUACUGCUCAAGAAUGGGCUGAGACAUUUGUUAGUGAACUUAAUGAUACUGUCGUGGAGGCCGAACUAAGGACAAGCCAAGUCCCACCUGGUCUUCCAGAGAACAAGGCAAUUGAACAAUACUUCCAGUCCUGUAACCGACUGCUCAUACUGGGGUUUAAUGCAACAUUGACUGAACCAGUUGACACUUCUGGGAGAAGAGGUGAUCAAAUUAAAGAAAUGGAAUUGAAAUUGCAUCCAGAGGUGAAAGGAUCCUUGACUGCACUUUGUAGUGAUGCAAAGACAACCGUGGUUGUUCUCAGUGGGAGUCAUAGUAGUGUCAUGGAUGAAAAUUUCGGAGAGUUUGACAUGUGGUUGGCAGCCGAACAUGGGAUGUUUUUACGUCAUACCAAGGGAGAAUGGAUGACAACAAUGCCAGAACACUUAAAUAUGGAAUGGGUUGAGAGCGUGCAGCAUGUCUUUGAGUACUUCACGGAACGAACACCUCGAUCACAUUUUGAACAACGUGAAACAUCACUUUUAUGGAAUUACAAAUAUGCAGAUGUUGAAUUUGGAAGACUUCAAGCAAGGGAUAUGUUACAGCAUCUGUGGACAGGUCCGAUAUCUAAUGCAUCUCUUGAUGUGGUCCAGGGUAGCCGAUCAGUUGAGGUUCGAGCAGUAGGUGUUACAAAGGGUGCUGCAAUUGAUCGGAUAUUGGGAGAGAUUGUUCACAGUAAAUCCAUGACAACACCAAUUGAUUAUGUCCUGUGUAUUGGGCACUUCUUGGGAAAGGAUGAAGAUGUGUACACCUUCUUCGAGCCUGAGCUCCCUUCUGACCCUAGUUGUGUUGGAAGAGCAAAGCCAACUGAUGGACUGAAAUCGCCAAGUGAAAGAAGAGCUCUGAAGCUUCCACCCAAUAGAAGUGGGACGAAAUCAUCUCAAGGUAGGAUGCAACGACCUUCUCCGAACACUGAGAAGAAAUAUACAAAUCACAGCACAGGAACUGCACGACGGGCAUCACCAGAAAAGAUGUCAUGGAAUGUCCUUGAUCUCAAGGGAAAAAACUACUUUUCCUGUUCUGUUGGGCGCAAUCGCACAAAGGCUCGGUAUCUUCUUGGAUCAUCAGAUGUCGUCCCUUUUCUUAAGAAACUAGCCGGUGCAUCAUCAUCCAGCGUUUCGCUUGCACCAAACAGUUGAAAGUUUUAUCAUCUGGCACAUUGUGGUUCAUGAUCCGGUUCAGGAAUUCGCAUUGCUAGCUCCGGAUUUUCAGAGGCAUUGGGAGGUAACAAGAAUGGCUUUUGCCAUAACAUUCCUCCUUUCUUCUCCUUUAACCUGUUUAGCAACUAUGCAGAUCUAUCUAGAUGAGUCUGGAAUUUUUAUAAGAUCAGAAAUAAAGAUCUUGGACUAUUUUGGGAAGCAGCUGUGUUAUUUGAAAAGUGUGAGAGGUGCAAGAGCUUUAUUUAUGUACCAAUUGGUUGAUUUAUGUCAAUCCGAUGUGGAAUAUUAAUAUUGACAUUCCUCUA